GACGUUUGGGGUUUGUGUUUCUGUUGACAAAUCGGCCAGAUCUACACAAUCUUCAUUUAUGUGUUAACUUUGCAUAAAAGAAGUAGAAACGUGGUAAUUUUUGAUGUCAAAGUUACGACGUAGUGCGCACAUUGUUGAGUACUAUGGUUGAGUCACGGUGUUGAGUGUUGGGUUGAGUACGAGACUGAUGCGACGCUACUACUUAAAGCAGACGUUUUUAACUUCACAGUUGGCAACGCAAACAUUUGUUUACAUUAUUCUGCUUGCCCGCGUGGUUAUUUGGUGAGGUUGGUGACACGGGUUUCCAGGCAUGGGUUUGCCGGACAAGAUAUUGAAAACUCUAGAAGCCUACGGCGAUAGCCUUCUAGACGACGAGAAUAAAACCGACACAUCUCUACUAUCAACUGAUUUCAAAAGAUUAAAACGCGCCAGCAGCAAGGCUAAAAAGGCGCCAAAAGCUCAGCCACAACAACAGCCGUCCAAGUUGACGGAGCUGCAGCGUAUGAAGUUGGAGCUUGGAUUGGACGACGUAGACGACGAAGCGCCCGUCGAAGAAAAGAAACCCAGGAGUCCAGAACAGAAAGUUCCAGUUAUUGUCUUCAACGAUCCAACGAAACGAAAGGUGAGAAAGGUGCCUCGGUUUGGAAGCCAAGAUGAGGACAGCGAAUCUCCCCAGCCAGUCGAGCUGAAUUUCAGGAAGGCAAAGUUCGAUGUCAUCAAGUUUGGAAUCAAAGGGCUCGAGAAGCCAAAACAAGUGGAAGCAAAGAUUGCAUUGGCAGUGCAACUCGGAGCUAAGCCACCAAAGAACAAAUAUGUAAACUACAAACAGCUUAUUCAAGAAAGAAAACAGCAAAAGGACAUUAUAAAAGAGCAGAAAGAAGUGAAUGCCAAAACGGGUGUCAAACCAAAAAAGCAAGUUGCUUCCAAGCAGAGCAAAGAAAAAAAUCCAGAGAAGCACGAUGGUGUGCACUACGUCAGCAAGAAACUGAUCUCGAAGGUGCAGAAGAAAGGAAACAGGAGAAGAUAGGGACCAUUUUGUUUGCAAGCACCAAUAAAAUAGACCGCUAUUCACGUCAUUUA
Molecule: messenger RNA, 1080 nt
Organism: Ixodes scapularis (black-legged tick)
Lineage: Eukaryota; Metazoa; Arthropoda; Arachnida; Ixodida; Ixodidae
Exons: 6
Coding region: 311-1027 (238 amino acids)
Source: RefSeq, a predicted model, not a curated record